AUGUCUACUAAAGAUAGAUCUUCACUACCCAUCUCUCAGCCAUAUACCAUAUUCACCCGCAACCAGAUACGCUUCUUCACAUAUCUACUCGGAUACCUGACUCUAGCUUCCUCUCUAACAGCCACAAUCUACUUCCCACUCAUUGAUCUCUUGAGCAACCAGUACAAUGUAUCUACCCAACUCGUCAACCUCACUAUCACAUUCUAUGUGAUAUUCCAGGCCAUCUCCCCCGCCUUCUGGUCUCCACUCUCCGACACCCUGGGCCCCCGUCCAGUCUUCAUAAUGACCUUCUCGAUCUAUGUCUGUGCUAGCCUUGGACUCGCCCUUAAUAAAUCCAACUAUACCGCCCUGAUCUUGUUGCGCGGCCUCCAGAGUAUUGGAGGAUCAGCCGUCAUGUCGCUUGCCUACGCUGUUGUUGCGGACAUAUCGCCUCACUCCGAACGUGGCAAGAUUCUAGGUCCCAUGCUUACAUCGACAAAUCUCGGCCCCUGCAUCGGGCCUGUCAUUGGCGGUGGCUCUAUCCUAGCCUCGGGCGAUGCCAUGUGGUGUUUUUGGGCAUUGGUUAUAUUUGGAAUGAUAUUACCAGAAACAGCAAGGACAGUCGUCGGCAAUGGGGCCGUCGAUCCACAGGGUAUAUGGAGAACAUGGUGGACUAUGCUGAGGGGAAAGGUUGCCAAGUCGGAUAACAACAACACAACGAAUAACGCCUUCGUGGCCCAAUAA
This is a messenger RNA of Penicillium griseofulvum, 723 nucleotides long. RefSeq names its product Major facilitator superfamily domain, general substrate transporter. Lineage: Eukaryota; Fungi; Ascomycota; Eurotiomycetes; Eurotiales; Aspergillaceae. The coding region runs from base 1 to 723 and encodes 240 amino acids. Gene Ontology annotation, molecular function: transmembrane transporter activity. The transcript has a single exon. The record is from RefSeq and is a predicted model, not a curated record. Gene Ontology annotation, biological process: transmembrane transport.